AUGGAGUCAGGGCCACCCACCUUCAAGCCGACGCUCUCCCAGCGCAUCUUCAUUGGAAUUUUCACGUUCGUCAACUCAUACGUCCCAUGGCACAAGCUCCCCUCGCUCCUCGGUGCCCUCAACCUAGAGUCGUUGCGCACCGAGCUGCGUGCUCACAAUCUGCAUGAUACGUACGUAUCUGGUGACUUGCAGGGCAACACGAUUAAUCAGCCCCUGGAAGACAAGCGGUUCAUUGAAGCACGUCACUCAGAUGGCAAGUUCAACUCGCUGGAUUUGCCGCUCAUGGGCUGCACAGGCAUGCGAUUUGGACGGAACUUUCCGAGGAAAUUUUGCCAGAAGCCGACAGAGGAAGAUCUCUUGAACCCAAAUCCUAGGCUGGUCAGUGAGCGCUUCAUGGCGAGGAGGUCUAAGGGCUUCGUUCCUGCCACGACUCUGAACUUGCUUGCUGCUGCGUGGAUUCAAUUCCAGACCCACGACUGGUUUCAGCAUGAGAUUAGUGACGAGGUCAUCAAUGUUCCACUCCCUCCAGGACACAAUUGGCCCAAGGAAGACAUGAAGUUGCGGCGCACCAAGCCGGAUGGCAUACUCGACCCAUCUGAUAUCAAGUGCCCUGGAUACAAGAACAUCAACACAGCAUGGUGGGACGGCUCACAAAUUUACGGCUCGAGUGAAGCUGUCACACAGAGCCUGCGAACCACACACCCCGAUGGGAAGUUGUUGUUCACGAAGAAAGGUAAGGAGAACUUCCUACCCCGCGACAGCGCAGGGAAUCCCAAGACUGGAUUCAACGAUAACUGGUGGAUUGGCAUGGAAAUGCUGCAUACGCUGUUUGCAAUGGAGCACAAUGCCAUUUGCGACAUGCUUCGUCGCGCACAUCCUGACUGGACUGGAGAUCAGAUCUUUGACAAGGCUCGCCUGAUCAACUCUGCGUUGAUGGCCAAGAUCCACACCGUGGAAUGGACUCCAGCCAUCCUAGGGCAUCCAACUCUCCAGAUCAGCAUGGCUGCAAACUGGUGGGGCAUUGUCGGCGAGACACUGACCAAGCUGGUCGGCCGAAUUUCGAAGUCAAGCGAGGCCAUUAGCGGCAUACCCGGCUCUGGUGUUGACCACGCUGGCACUCCGUAUGCUCUUACUGAAGAGUUCGUAUCGGUGUAUAGAAUGCACUCGCUCCUGCCUGAUAACAUCGCAUUCUUCAGUGCCACCACCGGCAAGCAUGACUCAACCGUUCCCUUCGAAGAGACCACCUUCAAUAAGGCGCAGAAACCCCUUGACUCUGGCCUCUCCUUCGCCGACACCUUCUACUCCUUCGGCAUCAACUACCCUGGCGCUAUCACCAACAACAACUAUCCUGAAUUCAUGCGCAAUCUGUCUACGCCCGACGGCCAGCUCCGAGACCUUGGCACCGUAGACAUUUUGCGCGAUCGUGAGCGGGGCGUACCCCGCUACAACCAGUUCCGCCGGCUCCUACGCAUGUCAGUCCCGAAAACCUUCGAGGAGCUAACGGGCGGUAACGUGGAGCUCGCACGGGAGCUGCGCGAAGUCUACGGUGACAUCGAGCUGGUCGAUACACUGGUGGGCUCUCACAGCGAACCGCUUCCGCAAGGCUUCGGAUUCAGCGACACGGCGUUCCGUAUCUUCAUCCUCAUGGCGAGCAGGCGGCUGAAGAGCGACCGCUUCAUCGCGGGGCAGUGGAACGCCGAGACGUACACGAAGGAGGGUUUCCACUGGGUGCAGAAUAGUGGCAUGAAGGACGUACUGAGGCGGCAUUUUCCAGAGUUGACGGUCCAUUUGGAGACGAGCAAGAAUGUGUUUGCGCCGUGGGAGAGGUUGAGCGAGUCGAUGAAGUACGGAGGUAUUGAGACCAAUAUCCCAAGAGCCGAAAGUCCUUUGCACGUGCAGUAG
Molecule: messenger RNA, 1902 nt
Organism: Endocarpon pusillum Z07020
Lineage: Eukaryota; Fungi; Ascomycota; Eurotiomycetes; Verrucariales; Verrucariaceae
Exons: 4
Coding region: 1-1902 (633 amino acids)
Biological process (GO): response to oxidative stress
Molecular function (GO): heme binding; peroxidase activity; oxidoreductase activity, acting on single donors with incorporation of molecular oxygen, incorporation of two atoms of oxygen
Source: RefSeq, a predicted model, not a curated record